Messenger RNA from Octodon degus (degu), 2062 nucleotides. RefSeq names its product carbohydrate sulfotransferase 7 (gene Chst7). Gene Ontology annotation, molecular function: N-acetylglucosamine 6-O-sulfotransferase activity; chondroitin 6-sulfotransferase activity. Bases 217 to 1662 code for a protein of 481 amino acids. Gene Ontology annotation, biological process: N-acetylglucosamine metabolic process; carbohydrate metabolic process. Lineage: Eukaryota; Metazoa; Chordata; Mammalia; Rodentia; Octodontidae. The transcript is spliced from 2 exons. Gene Ontology annotation, cellular component: Golgi membrane. The record is from RefSeq and is a predicted model, not a curated record.
UAGGCGGCUCUCCAGAGGCGAAGCCAAAAGGGUAGGGACGCCGUCACUAUUAGCACCGCUGUCUCCCAAGUUUCCCCUUGCGGAUGAGCGGCUCAAGCAGCUCCGCUCCUCCCAGCGCUGAGGGGCCCAGAGAGGCAAGCGGAGAGGACUCGGGACGGAGUUUCUGAGCCAGCGGAGAGGACAGGCGCCCAGCCCUAUCUGGAGGGUCCGUUAAAGAUGAAGGGCCGGCGGCGGCGGCGCCGAGAGUACUGUAAGUUCGCGCUGCUGUUAGUGGUGUACACCCUGAUGUUACUGCUAGUCCCCUCUGUACUAGACGGUGGUCGCGACCAGGACAAGGGUGUUGGACACUGCCCCGGCCUGAAGCGCAGCCUGGGAGUGUGGAGCCUGGAGGCGGCAGCGGCUGGCGAACGCGAGCUGGGCGCCGAGGCGCGGGCCACCCCCGAAGAGAGCGCGGGCCAGUCCUCAGGCAACCGCAGUACCGUCGGGGAGGCACUGACUCGCGAGAAGCAACACAUCUACGUGCAUGCCACCUGGCGCACAGGCUCGUCCUUCCUGGGUGAGCUCUUUAACCAGCACCCAGACGUGUUCUAUUUGUACGAGCCCAUGUGGCAUCUUUGGCAGGCACUGUAUCCAGGCGACGCCGAGAGCUUGCAGGGCGCGCUGAGAGAUAUGCUGCGUUCUCUCUUCCGCUGCGACUUCUCUGUGCUGGGGUUGUAUGCGCCGCCGGGGGAUCCCGCCGCGCGAGCUCCGGAUGCAGCCAAUCUCACCACGGCAGCCCUGUUCCGCUGGCGGACCAACAAGGUCAUCUGCUCACGGCCGCUGUGCCCUGGUGCGAUGCGUUCCCGCGCUGAGGUGGGGCUCGUCGAGGACUCCGCCUGUGAGCGCAGCUGCCCGCCCGUAGCGCUACGCGCACUGGAGGAUGAAUGUCGCAAGUACCCGGUGGUGGUCAUCAAGGAUGUACGCUUGCUCGACCUGGGCGUGCUGGUGCCACUGCUGCGUGACCCAGGGCUCAACCUGAAGGUGGUGCAGCUUUUCAGAGACCCGCGAGCCGUGCAUAAUUCGCGCCUCAAGUCAAGGCAGGGGCUGCUGCGGGAGAGUAUCCAGGUGCUGCGCACUCGCCAGAGAGGCGACCGCUUUCACCGCGUGCUGCUGGCACAUGGCGUGGGCGUGCGUCCUGGGGGCCAGUCCCGCGCACUGCCCGCCGCACCCCGGGCCGAUUUCUUCUUGACUGGUGCGCUAGAGGUUAUCUGCGAGGCUUGGCUGCGCGACCUGCUUUUUGCGCGCGGUGCUCCUGCCUGGCUGCGGCGCCGCUACCUGAAAGUGCGCUAUGAGGACCUGGUGCGGCAGCCGCGCACCCAACUGCACCGUCUGCUGCGCUUCUCCCGGCUGCGUGCGCUUGCUGCGCUGGACGCCUUCGCACUCAACAUGACGCGCGGCUCGGCCUACGGCGCUGACCGACCCUUCCAUCUGUCCGCACGUGACGCCCGGGAGGCGGUGCACGCCUGGCGGGAGCGCCUGAGCCAAGAGCAGGUGCGCCAGGUGGAAGCCGCAUGCGCUCCAGCCAUGCGUCUGUUGGCCUACCCUCGCAGUGGAGAGAGCGACGCGGAGCCACCCAUGGGAGGGGAGACCCCACUGGAGUCCGAGGUCGACAGCGCCACUUAACCCCUCAUGCCCACUCUAGGGCAACUCUGGUCAGUUCCCAUGGACUGGGGCACUCAGCAUGCUCUCCCAGCACUGGAGCAGCAGCACUGCAGAGGCCAUCUAUCACACUGUCAGAGACUGGGACUUGGCUCUGUACCAACUGCUGUGCAAUUCUGCUGGACAGGAAUAUCCCGAGCUGUUAAAUAAUGACAGACACAUUGGUGGAACGGAAGUGACAGUUCAAUGUGGAUAUUUAUGACCAUAAAAUAGGAAGAGCUUCAGUUCCCAGACUGAACCUGCCUCUGUUGGAGCCAUUUCAACAAAGCUUACAACAAAGACAAGAUGGGAUUGGGUUUCAAUUCACAUUAACAGAUGUCUGGACAAAAAUAUCAAUGUGAAUAAAUGAAUCAUGUGCAGUGCU